Messenger RNA from Pezoporus flaviventris, 7382 nucleotides. It is a transcript of the gene DOT1L, whose product is annotated as DOT1 like histone lysine methyltransferase. The coding region runs from base 925 to 6060 and encodes 1711 amino acids. Gene Ontology annotation, cellular component: nucleus. The record is from RefSeq and is a predicted model, not a curated record. The transcript is spliced from 29 exons. Gene Ontology annotation, biological process: regulation of transcription regulatory region DNA binding; heterochromatin formation; DNA damage checkpoint signaling. Lineage: Eukaryota; Metazoa; Chordata; Aves; Psittaciformes; Psittacidae. Gene Ontology annotation, molecular function: histone H3K79 methyltransferase activity.
GGCGGCAUUUGGCCUCCUGACAUUGUGCUCCCUUAACUGAAGAGUUUCUUUCCCUCCUUGGCUCAGCCUUGAGCUGGCAGCAGGCUCUAUGUACCGUUGUGGUUUUAGAGCUCAGCUCUGUUUGACGUAAGCGGAACAUUUCUUAGUUUCACCACUCCGUCUGCUUCUGGCUUCCGAAGAAGCAAGGUGGGAUACCAGGUGGGGGAGAGGGAAAUACACUUCAAGUAGUUCUAUUUUGCAUUUAUUUAUUUAUUCUUGCUGCUUCCUGUUGUUUGCUAUGAGAUUUGUUUUCCAGAGAGAGCUGGAGAGCAAGGGGAGGGGAAGCUCACAGUCUGGCUAAUUAUUUUUGGUGUGGGUGCCAGGGAUAGCUGGGAAUUAUCUCUCCCAGCAUCAGAGGCUGAGUGGGGUUGUAGGCUGCUGACUGAUGAGCACCUCCGUGUGAUGUAACCCUGCAUUGAGUAACUUGGCUAUUUUUAUGCUCUUACUACAUCUUAAAUUAGCAGCGGUCAUAUUGCUGCAUAAAAGGCUGUGGGUCUAAUGUCUUGUAUUAAUGGGUGCCUGGAUUAAUAACAUUAUUUAUUGCAGGACUGCUGCUUAUUUCAGGUAUAAUAGGAAAAGUGGGGUCUCUUCAGACUGCUGAGUUCGCAUAAUAGCUGUGCUGACAAACUGCUGCUUGUUGGGAUGCUAAAAGAGCCUGGGAGGCUGAUGUGAAACAUGUAUUUCCCUACGAGUCUAAUUAGGGCCGUGGGAGGAGAGAGCAUUGGUGUUGCAGAUCCAGCCUCCCACUGGCUUACAUACAAAACUGAAAGUAUGACUCUUUCCCCCGCCUUCUCCCUGUCUCAAAGGAAAGGCCACGGUUUCCUAAUGAAUACAUGGUGAGCAGUUCUGUCCGUAGCACACUGUGAUGAGUAAGUUGAAUAGUGCAUGGACAAACACCAUGAUGCUGCUCAUGAAAUUAUUGAGACAAUUCGGUGGGUCUGUGAAGAAAUCCCAGAUCUCAAGCUUGCCAUGGAAAACUACGUUUUAAUUGACUAUGAUACAAAAAGCUUUGAGAGCAUGCAGAGGCUUUGUGACAAGUACAACCGAGCCAUCGAUAGCAUUCACCAGUUGUGGAAGGGAACCACCCAACCGAUGAAACUGAACACUCGUCCCUCCAACGGGCUCCUCCGGCACAUCCUGCAGCAGGUGUAUAACCACUCGGUGACUGAUCCUGAGAAGCUGAACAACUAUGAGCCCUUUUCCCCAGAGGUUUACGGAGAAACUUCCUUUGACUUAGUGGCCCAAAUGAUAGAUGAAAUUAAAAUGACAGAGGAUGAUUUGUUUGUCGACUUGGGCAGUGGUGUGGGUCAGGUGGUGCUUCAAGUGGCUGCAGCCACCAACUGCAAACAUCACUAUGGUGUGGAGAAAGCUGAUAUUCCAGCCAAAUAUGCUGAGACGAUGGACAGAGAGUUCAGAAAGUGGAUGAAAUGGUAUGGGAAGAAACACGCAGAAUACACACUGGAAAGAGGUGACUUCCUCUCAGAAGAAUGGAGAGAGAGAAUUGCAAACACAAGUGUUAUUUUUGUGAAUAAUUUUGCCUUUGGUCCUGAGGUGGAUCACCAACUGAAGGAGCGAUUUGCAAACAUGAAGGAAGGUGGAAGAAUUGUGUCCUCAAAACCUUUUGCACCUCUGAAUUUUAGAAUUAACAGUCGAAACUUGAGUGAUAUUGGCACUAUAAUGAGAGUUGUGGAGCUAUCACCACUGAAAGGGUCUGUGUCAUGGACCGGGAAACCAGUUUCUUACUACCUGCAUACUAUUGACCGAACCAUACUUGAAAACUAUUUUUCUAGUCUCAAAAAUCCAAAACUCAGGGAGGAACAAGAGGCAGCUAGACGUCGACAGCAAAGAGAAAACAAGAGCAACACAACUACUCCAACAAAGGUUCAAGAAAAUAAGGAUUCUGGUGCUGAAGAAGAAAAGGCUGCAGCAAAUUCUGUUAAAAAGCCAUCUCCCUCUAAAGCCCGGAAGAAAAAGCUGAGUAAAAAAGGAAGGAAAAUGGCAGGCAGGAAACGGGGACGUCCCAAGAAAAUGAACACUGCAAACACAGAGCGCAAGACCAAGAAGAGCCAAACUGCACUAGAACUUCUGCACGCUCAAACUGUUUCACAGACAUCUUCAUCCUCUCCUCAGGAUGCAUACAAGUCACCUCAUAGUCCAUAUUACCAACUACCUCCUAAAGUGCAACGGCAUUCAUCUAACCAGCUACUGGUGACACCUACCCCACCUGCACUACAGAAGCUGCUAGACUCUUUUAAGAUCCAGUACAUGCAGUUCAUGGCAUACAUGAAAACUCCUCAGUAUAAAGCAAGUCUGCAACAGUUACUGGAACAGGAAAAGGAAAAGAAUGCUCAGUUGCUGGGGACAGCACAGCAGUUAUUCACUCACUGCCAGGCACAGAAAGAGGAAAUCAAACGUCUUUUUCAGCAGAAACUUGAUGAGCUGGGAGUUAAAGCUCUAACAUACAAUGACCUGAUUCAGGCUCAGAAGGAGAUCUCUGCUCACAAUCAGCAACUGAAAGAACAGACGAAACAGCUGGAGAAGGAUAACAGUGAACUCAGGAACCAGAGCUUACAGCUGCUUAAGGCACGGUGUGAAGAACUGAAGCUGGAUUGGUCAACGUUGUCACUGGAGAACUUGCUGAAAGAGAAGCAGGCGUUGAAGAAUCAGAUUUCUGAGAAACAAAAGCACUGUUUGGAAUUGCAGAUCAGCAUUGUGGAACUUGAGAAGAGUCAAAGACAGCAAGAGCUUAUGCAACUGAAAUCAUACACACCGUCUGACGAGUCCCUAUCAGUACAGCUACACAAUAAAACCCAUUUGAGCCGUGAUCCUGAGGCUGAUCAUGGCAGGUUCCAACUGGAGCUGGAAUGCUCCAAGUUUCCUAUGCCCCACAUCAAUGGCAUGAGCCCUGAACUGUCCAUGAACGGCCAUGCUACUCCCUAUGAAAUUCACAACGCCUUUAGCAGGCCCUCUUCCAAGCAGAACACCCCUCAGUACACAACCUCUCACCUGGACCAAGAAAUAGUUCCGUGUACCCCCAACCACAGCAGCAGACAGAAGGCAGACAAGAUGACAAGCUUGUCCUUACCUGACUAUACCAGGUUUUCCCCAGCUAAAAUCGCACUAAGGAGACACUUGAAUCAAGACCAUGGAGUCAAUGGAAAAGCAACAGCUAAUGAGAUACAGAGAGCUGACCAUGUCAAAGAGAAUGGCCUUACAUACCCAAGCCCUGGUAUUUCAAAUGGCAUAAAGCUGAGUCCACAGGAAACUCGGCCCUCUUCCCCAGCGGCCUUACCAGUUGCAGGCGAGAAGGUUUUGAGAGAGAGAACCUCUGUGAGUAAUGGAGAAACUAUCACCAGCUUACCUAUCAGUAUUCCUCUCAGCACAGUGCAGCCCAAUAAACUCCCUGUUAGUAUCCCUCUGGCCAGCGUAGUCCUACCUAGCCGUGUUGAGAAGGUGAGAAGCACACCUAGCCCAGUUCACCAGAGUAGAGACUCAUCGACACUUGAAAAGCAGAUUGGUGCUAGUUCUCAUAAUGGCGUAAGCAAUGCUGCUGGAAACAAGCCACUGGCUUUGGCUACCUCAGGUUUUUCUUACUCUUCUGGCUCCGUGGCAGUCAAUGGAAAUCUUACAAACAGCCCAGCCCAUCUUAACCAUAGUGUUGAUCAGGCAGCUCUGGACGACUCUGGGAGUCUGUUUAACUCAGUAGGGUCUCGGAGUUCCACUCCACAACAUCCUUUGCUAAUGAUGCAGUCAAGGAACUCUGGGCAAAACUCCCCUGCUCACCAGCACUCAACAAGCCCCAGGUUAAAUGGCACAUCCCAGAGCCUGGUAGGGGUAUUGCAAUAUGCAGAUGCUCAGAAGAUGUUUGCCGAAGGAACAAAGGGGGAUCUUCAGUCUGAUGCAGCGUUUUCAGAUCCUGAGAACGAGGCCAAGAGAAGAAUCAUCUUUACAAUCUCUCCUAAUACAGGACAUGUAAAACAAUCCCCUUCCAACAAGCACAGUCCGCUGCCCACGAGCGCUCGGCUGGACUGUGGCCAAGCACACGCGCAGGAUGGGAAGAAGCGAGGCCGGCGGAAGAGAUCCUCCACUGGGAAUCUCAGCGGGAACUCCGGGGUCUCCCCUAAACGCAAAUCCUUACCUACUGUGUCUGGACUCUUUACGCAACCGUCGGGGUCACCGCUCAAUAUCAACUCCAUGGUCAAUAACAUUAACCAGCCUUUAGAAAUAACAGCCAUUUCCUCUCCUGAAAACUCCCUGAAGAACUCUCCUGUUCCUUACCAGGACAAUGACCAGCCCCCGGUACUGAAAAAGGAAAAGCCCCUGCUUCAGACCAAUGGUGUUCAUUACUCCCCUCUAACGUCAGAUGAAGAGCAGGGAUCUGAAGAUGAGCACAACAGCAGCAGAAUUGAGAGGAAAAUUGCAACAAUCUCAUUGGAAAGCAAAUCUCCACAGAAGACUGUUGAAAAUGGUGGCAGCUUAGGUGGGAGGAAACAAGCACAAAGCAACGAGAACAUGAACAGCAGUAAAUGGAAAUCUACUUUUUCACCAAUAUCCGACAUCAACCUGACCAAAACUACAGAUAGUCCCUUGCAGUCGGUUUCAUCUCUGAGCCAGAAUUCGCUGUUUGCCUUCAGGCCCUCCACUGAGGAUAGCUUUGCCAUGGAUGCCAAGAUCCCGGCACACCCCAGGAAAAGCAUUGCCAUGCCCUCCUCCGGGGCGGAUGGGCUCAGCCCCAGUACAAACUCCACUAACGGCUUUCCCUACAAUGGUGGGCUCUCAAGUGACAUGGGUUUACACAGCUUUAUCGAUGGUGCUUCUCUUCCACAUAAAGCUUCAGAUGUGACGACUUCCAACUGCACCCUGGGUUUCCAGUCACAGCGAAGCAAAGAUGUGGGGGUAUCGGAAACGAAUCCUUUCUUGAACAAGAGGCAACUCGAAGGCCUCGGCGGCACGAAAGGAGAAGACUUAAAUCGGGCAGGGGUCAAAGGCAAAGACAUCAGCGAGAUCAGCAUCCGCACUGGGGGUUCUGCAGACAAAAACUCUUUGCAGCAUAACGGAAAGGUUGGCAAAGGACGGGACCGAGAUGUGGAGUUUAAAAACGGCCACAACCUUUUCAUUUCUGCUGCUGUUUCCUCUGGUGGCCUUUUGAAUGGUAAAAGCCUUUCUACUGCUGUUUCUUCAGCAGGCAACCCAGCAUCUUCUGUUCAGACGCACCAUCCUUUCCUAAACACUUUGACCACUGGAUCACAGUUCCCCCUCGGCCCCAUGGCCUUGCAAGCGAACCUCAACUCGGUGACAAAUUCCUCAGUAUUGCAGUCCUUAUUUAAUUCAAUGCCAGCUGCUGCCAGUCUGGUCCACGUGUCAUCAGCUGCAACCAGACUGACUAAUUCUCACACUAUGGGGAACUUCUCUCCUGGGGUUACAGGUGGAACAGUUGGAGGUAUUUUUAACCAUGCGGUGCCUUCUGCCUCCUCUCCUCAUCAGUUUGGAGCCAGUUUCAGCAGCAGUGCUGUCUCUAGCAGCACAGUGCUAAGCUUAAACCCUCUGCAGGCUGUUGCCAGCACCUCAUCCUCAUCCUUCCCACCCCCUUCCUCUAAUUUAGUAACAUCUAGUGAGACUAGAUCUGCUCAGCACCUCAACAGAGCGCCAGUGCAAUCUGUUUUCCAUCCCCCUCCUAACGUUUCAUUGCCCCCACCUCCUCCAUUGCUCGCUUCUAACUCCGAGCCUGCGCUUCUGCAGAACCUGCCAUCCAUCCCACCUGGUGAAGCCUUUCUGCCACCCUCUUCUGCUGCUUCUGUCCAACCUGCUAACGCUUCUUUGUCUAUUAAGCUAGCUUCUCUCCAGCACAAAACCUCCCGCCCCUCCUUUACAGUCCAUCACCCGCCUCUGCCCCGUUUGGCGCUGGCACAGUCCGCGCCCAUGAUCACGCAGUCCAACGCUGCUGGCACGGCCGCUCUGUGGGUCACACUUGGCAUGCAGCCUCCUUAUGCUUCGCACCUUUCUGGGGUUAAGCCACGAUAAAGAGCUUGCUUAGCUAACAGUUCUUAUUUUGUAAGGUAACUAGGAUUUCUACCUCAACCCAAUGUGACCUAUGCAAGGACAACGUGGACCAACUUCACUCGGCUUCCACUGAAAGGUGCUCACCUGGCCUGUGCAGGGGUUUCUACUCUCUUACUACUGGACAAAAUAAAACCAUAAAAAGACCUAAACGACAGAGAAAAGAUUUACUGUGAAUCUGAGUUAAAAAAAAAACAACAGAAAAAAAGACAAAAAAAAGGCAAAAGAAAUGCUUAAAGCUCCAGUUUGUAUUGUUGAUAGUUUAGAUAAAGGUAUUUAUCUUUUUUUUAAAGUGAAAACAAUUUUGACUUAUUUUAUUCCACCUAGAAUCAUAAACACAACUUAUUAUUAAAUUUUCUGAUUAAUAAAGGACUGGCACACCAGCAGAGAUGUAAAGAGCCUCCUCUCGGUGCUAUUUCAUCCGUCAGAACUGUGCCUCUAGUUUGAAUCCUUGGUGCUGAAUUUGGAGGGUUGAGCAAUGCCAAACCCAGUUCUCAGAAGGGUCUGCAGGUUAUUUCUUCACCUUGCUCUGUUCAUAUGCCAAAAGCCAUCUGGUUUGCAGCGGUGGGAGCUACAGAGAAAGGCAGGCUUCUAACUAAAGCUGUGUUUUAAUUGGAACUCUGUUAACUGGGGGGGGUUUAACUGUGUUCAUUACCAACCAGAACUCGGGCUCCCCUCUGGGAUGGCAGCUAAGAGGCUCUGGGGUUGCCCAGGCGAGCUCCACCAGCACAGGCACCUUUGAAAGGAGAAAUCCCAAGUCCUGCCCCAUUCAGAUUGCUUCACUGGGCCAUUUGGCGUUGCUGGUGGCACUCAAGUCACUGUGAAUUUUGGUAGCUAGGCUGGUACCUUGUUUUGAGAUGUCAUUGGCAUAUGAACAGGGUGUGUGAUCACUGGUAUUGGUCAGGCCCUUGCUACAGCAUUGGGAAGACUGAACAUAGGGCUUCUGUCCUGGUGCAGGUAGCAGAUAUUCUCAGCUUGCUGGUUUUUGUUCCAAGUACAAUGUAUUUUGUUAAUAGGGUUUUGAUACUUGAGUCAGAGAUGGAUCAGCCGUGUACAUUGAUGGACAAAGUGCAUUUUGCUUUUGUAUUUCCUUGCUUUUAAGUAGGUCUAAAUGGUAGUUCACAAAAACACCCUGAUCUCGCCUACGUGCUGCCACACGAUCCGACUGGUGCAGUUCCUGUAUUGUGACUUGGUGUUCUGUGUACAGAAAGGGCUGCUCCGAGCAGCAGCUGAAUUUUAUAGAGAUGUGAUGAGAAAAAAUAUAAAUUUCAUAUACUUUUAUUUCA